Messenger RNA from Mytilus californianus (California mussel), 1815 nucleotides. Its product is annotated as mannose-P-dolichol utilization defect 1 protein-like. The record is from RefSeq and is a predicted model, not a curated record. Gene Ontology annotation, biological process: oligosaccharide biosynthetic process. Lineage: Eukaryota; Metazoa; Mollusca; Bivalvia; Mytilida; Mytilidae. The transcript has 5 exons. The coding region runs from base 3 to 728 and encodes 241 amino acids.
CUAUGGCGGAUGACAACUCAACAAUGCUUGAAAAAGCUGUUCAGAUACUUGUACCACAGCCGUGCUUUGAUAAAUACUUUGUAGAAUUUAAUUUCUUUGAUGGUGCUUGUGCCAAGGUUGUUAUCAGCAAGUGUCUUGGGUUUGGUAUCAUUUUAGGAUCAAUUCUUGUAAAACUGCCACAGAUUCUAAAGAUUGUAAAGGCCAAGAGUGGACAGGGAAUCAGUUUGUCAAGUAUCUUGUUUGAAUUAGUUGCUAUAUCAGCAAACUAUUCCUAUGGUUUUCAGAAAAGUUUUCCAUUCAGUGCCUAUGGUGAGGGUUUAUUUUUAGCCAUCCAGACUGUGUCAGUGGCAGCUUUAGUGAUAUUUUAUGGAGGGAAUCUGAUAGGAUCUAUUGGUUUUACAUUUGUGUACACCUUAAUCAUGGCUUAUUUAAUGUCACCAUUAGUACCUAUGGAUAUUCUAGCUUUAUUCCAGAGUGUUAAUAUAUUUAUACUCUGUUUAAGUAAGCUUCUUCAGAUUGUAGCUAAUUAUAGAAAUGGUAGUACUGGUCAGUUGUCAGCCAUAACAGUGUUCUUGUUGUUCUCAGGAGCCAUCACUAGAAUAUUCACAUCAAUACAGGAAACAGGAGACAACCUCGUCAUUAUGACAUAUGUUAUGUCUAGUUUAUUUAAUGGUAUAAUUACUUCUCAAGUCCUAUACUACUGGAAUAGUAAGAAGAAAACUGAUUAGAAACAUUUUGUCUUUUAUGCAAUACAAUUUUGGGCACAUAUUUACCAUUUAUUGUAAACGGAAAUAUAUCACUGUUAUUUUACACUAUUUAUAGACAUAAGGGACAUAUGUCAUUGUUAUAAUGUAAGUCCACUGUGUUUAAGAAGUAACACAAUAAAACUAAUGCAAUGUUGACAUAUGUUUUAACAUGAAGAGAAAACAACAAACUUAAUAUUAAUGUAUACAAUUCUAAGUUCAAAAAUAAGCCUUGUUGGACAUGUUGGUGUUAUUUUUGAAAUAUAUUUUGAUUAUUGUUUAUUAUUGAUUGAUUGAUUAUUGUUUAUUAUUGAUUGAUUGAUUAUUGUUUAUUAUUGAUUGAUUGGUUAUAUGUUUAUGCAUUUAUUAGUGUUAAGUUUAAUCACAUACAUAAAACAUAACACCCUCUGCCUGUUCAAAAGAAUUAAUAAAUUCAGUUAGGUUGGAAUCAAUUAUUUUGUAUUGUGUACAAACAAUGCCAGUUCUCAUUAACAAUAAUGUGUACAUCACUCACUGUAUGACUUCAAUGUCUCCUAACCAAACAUUUGAUAAACAUAAUUGCACUCUUUUUGCAAUUGAUACUUGUUGUGGUAUUCUUAAAUAUGUCUGUUUCACACUUUAGAAGUUAGUAUAGUCUGAACUUUUGAUCCAGUAGGAUUUUCAUAUGAAAAAGAUAUUAAAAUGUUUGAAAAUAACAUGUAAUUAGCCUAUAUGAGGGUAUAGUUUAUACAACAAAUUUGCAGAUUUUACAUUGAACAUUUCUAAUACAUUGCAAGAAAUCAUGUGUCAGAUAUAUUUAAUGAAUCUUUGAUUUAGAACAUUGGAAACACAUAUAAAUUGAAGAAUAUUAUUUUUCUCAGCCUGAUUUUCAGUUGAUAUUUUUUGUCAGGAAAGCAGAUUCAAUGUUGGCCGGACAUUUAUUCAACCAUAAGUUUUUUCAUUAUAUAUUAUGUCAGUGAAAUGUAGACUUGUUAGACAAACAAAAUUAUCAGACUUGACUUUAUUACUGCUGAUGAAUUAUGGUGACAUGUUAUAAAGUGUUAUUUUUUCAAAUAAAAAAAAUGAUAGGAUA